AUGGGUGGGAUCCUGGUGAGUUUGACGAAGGCGCGUGCCCACGACGACCCCGUUUUGGCCGACGUCGAAAAAUCGGUGAGUAUCACCGUUGAGGAGUGGACAGGGCCGUUUCUCGGAAAGCCUCCUGGAGUAGCAGUCGAUGACGCGACGCGGCGAGAGAUCGAGCAGGUGUUCCAGAAGUGGUGGAUUCGUCCCGGAACUCUGGAAGACUACUCGAAAGAAUUGCUGCAGGUGGGCUACGUCCACCAACUUCUCCCAACCAGGACCGCCAAUGAUUUCGAGUACUGCGCAAUAGCCGCAGGAAGGCAGACUACAAGUAGAGAUGGGUUUACUUCGAGUUUGAUGAUGUCUUCAAAACCAAAAGGUGAAAACGAUUUGAGUUACGCAUUCUCCUCGUCACGGUCAACAGCUGUAUCAGUCUCUUCUGGCGAGCCCGAGGACGUCCAAAAAUCCACGACGCGGCUGCACCUUUGUGCUUUGGGAGCCGGGCCAGCCAGCGAACUGUGGGGAAUGUUGUCCUUUUUGGAGUCACCUCAAGUAGAAGUUACGGCGUCGCUAGAAAGUGCGGUUCUCGUGGACGCUGCUCCGUGGGGGCGAGCCGUGAAAGAAUUGCAGAGGGCGUUUUUGUCAACCAGGAGGAAGGAAAGGACUGACGCUUCUAGCAGACAUUUUUAUAGAUCAGCACGCCCAAAAUCUAAAUCAUCAUCGGCCGAGGACACAACUACACGCGAAAGCGAACGACAGCUUGCGGAAAAAGCUGAUCCCUUUGCGUUGCCCAUCGUCUUUCUGCAAGAAGAUGCCUUUGUCACCGCGUCCUCGUCUUCUUCAACACAGAAAGAAGUUGGUCGGCAACUGGCUCGCUACCUGUCGCCGGAUCCCGAGGUGCUGAACAUUAUCUGCUUGUACCGUCUAACGUGGGAUGUCGGAGCGAGCAGGGUGCAGACAUGGCUGCGAUCCGUGCUCAGAGCCUUGGAUGAGGGAGUAGACAACAGUAUAGGGCCUCCAGCACCAUCAGGAGCAGUAGAAGAGCCACGUCUUUUGUCAUUUUCUCCGGCAGCCAGCGGUGUUGCCGGGAACGAAGCAAAUCGGUUGUUGAAGAAACCUGUGCAGGCCGAAGUCUGGAUUGCUGAUGCCGCAGCCACUAGUGGGACGUACAAGGAGGUGUUGAAUGUUGGAGGCGAAAAUGAAUCUUUAUUGAAUUGGACCUUCAGUGUCGGUAUAGAAGAGGGACGGACCAAAUAUCACAGGAAUUUUUAUGUUUUCAGACGGAGGAGCAGGAGCAUCAAUAGAGCGACUGCGAGUGCGACGUCGAAGUUAGAGUUGUGACAUCAGUCUAGUAGGAGACGAAUAGCAAUAAAUCGCCCCGAUGAAAAAUGUCCGAGGUAGAAAAAUGGAUGGCUGUUCCGGUGCAGUUGUAGGUCGUCUCCGCGUUGUGUUUAUAGUUCAUCUUCCUGAUGCGUUUAUUACUAGAGAAACAUAAAGUACAACUACAAGCAACCGCUUCCGUAGAAGUUGUACAGAGUUUACGAGUGUCCGAACGUUGCAAUGGCUUGUUUCAUCGUGAUGACGCAGCAUUCGGCUGCUUGAGAAUACCUAAAAAUUGACCUCCGAAAAAGAGCUCGACAUCCAAAUUAUUGGUCCUAGUUCUAUUGGUGGAUCUUCUUCCUGAUGAAGAAAUACAGGAAGUAGCAUGUAAAUCAAAAGGCCGCGAC
Amoebophrya sp. A120 is the source of this 1712-nucleotide messenger RNA. Lineage: Eukaryota; Dinophyceae; Syndiniales; Amoebophryaceae. The record is from the annotation of a GenBank genome assembly.